AUGGCUGAUGCUAUUUACGCAUCUUUAUAUACUUAUGAUCGUAAUAAAGGUGUCAUUCGAGCAUUUUGUGAGAGUUGGUGUCCAACCACAAACACCAUUCAUACUGCUUUUGGAGAGGCUUCCUUAUCAUUAUGGGACUUGCACAAAUUGGGUGGUCUUCCUCUUCAUGGUUGGUUUUAUGAUGAAGUCAUUCCUUCUACUAAAGAAUUGAUUGGCGUUGGUAAAUUACGCUAUCAAAAACCUCCAGCUCGUAAAGCCAAGAAGUCAACUCGUCCGAAGGCGACGCACAACCCAAUUGGGAUUGUCAAGAAACAUGAAACUUGGGCCUCGAGUAGAGCUAAAGCAUGCAAUGAACUUGGUGUUAAAGAAAAUCAUGAGGCUGAUACAUAUUUGGUUGCUUUCUUUUCUUGUUGGCUUUGUGUAUUUGUUUUUCCAAGCGUAGAGUCUAUGAUUCGACCUGAGACAUUUAAGAUUGCUAGCCUCAUAGCUACUGGCUCUAAAGGUGUUAAUCUUGCCAUUCCAGUGCUUGCUCAGAUUUAUCGAGGGCUUAAUCAGAUUGCCCUUUCCACUCAAGCUGGUUCUUCAGAUGCAUGUUUUCCUAUUCAUUAUGUUUAUGGGUGGUUGGGAUAUUAUUUUGAAACUCAUUUUUCAACUCCACAAGAAGUAAUAGGACCCUCGAUGGUGAAAUUCUCUGGAGAAGGUGGGGCUAAAUAUUUCAGUGAACCAGAAGCGCGUAAUUUGAUUCACACAAAGCUAGUGUGGGAUGCAAAUUUAUAUUCCAAGAAUCGAGGUGAGAUUAUCAUCGACACUAGACCACUAGAUCCUUUGCGACAUGAUUAUUUAGUUAGCGUUCGUUCAAGCUACUUGCCUGUCCGAUGCCACAAUACUAUUAUUGUGGAGCCAUAUAUUCCUCAUCGUUUUGGAAGACAAUUCGGCUUUUGUCAAGAUGUUCCUGGAAAUCUUAAGAUUAAUAUUCGCUCAGGCUCAGUGGAUGACUUAUUGAAAUUUUGGCAAACUUGCACGCUUUCUAAUACUCAGCCGAGAUUAAUUUCUCCAGCUCGUCCCUUGAAUAUUAAUGAUCAAGCCACUGCGAGUUAUAUGGAAUGGUGGUCCCAAGUUCAUAAUCCUUACCUUGAACAUAGUAUUGAAGCUUUGAUCUUUAGUACCCAUCAAACUCCAUCCAAGCGCUUAAGACAACAAAAGGAAAGGCCUUCUAAAAUAGAACAAGGUGAGAAUCAAAUGCUUGUUGCAACAAAUCUUUCUAGUAGAGACAAACGCAAGGUACCUUCGAAAGCAAAAAGCCUUCAAUUACUUCCAAAUACUGAACAAGGAAUUCUUGAAAAAAAUUUUGGGCACCAAGGUACAAUAGCUAUUGAAGAUUCUGAUAGUGAAACCGAUCGUGAUAAACAUUGA
Messenger RNA from Theobroma umbraticum, 1413 nucleotides. The record is from RefSeq and is a predicted model, not a curated record. Lineage: Eukaryota; Viridiplantae; Streptophyta; Magnoliopsida; Malvales; Malvaceae.